Messenger RNA from Symbiodinium sp. CCMP2456, 420 nucleotides. The record is from the annotation of a GenBank genome assembly. NCBI's taxonomy places the organism in Eukaryota, Dinophyceae, Suessiales, Symbiodiniaceae.
AUGUGGUUCAGCGGCUGGCUCUGCGGCAGCUGUACGAGACCAUGUUGUCAAGGAUGUACGAGGCCCUGUUGUCAAGGAACACUUGUUCAACACGAGAAGAACUGCAUGGUUGGGCUUGUCGAGGACUUCGGCAAGGCAGAAAACCCUCCGGGGGAGACGGAGGUCGAUUCGAGCUUCUGGAACGAUUUGGAGGGCUAUUGGUAUAGAGAGAAAGACAAUUCCUGCCUUGGUGAGAUUCGCGGCGGCAGCAUCAUCUGGGACAUUCAAUGGAAAACGGCCCACGAGGAAACCCCUCUCUACCCCAUGUCGUCGGAUUCAGUCUGGUUUGAACGUAACGAUCGGGUCGAACUGGGCAAGAUUCAGCGGCAAGCGCAGACGAGGAUCUGCUGGAGCGAUGGCGACAUCUGGCUUCGGAAAUGA